UUGCGCCGUUGAUGUCAGCUGUCAUGUGCGUUGAAGGGAGUCCACGCGAAUAGGAAAAUCCAGAAUGGCUUCCGGGAUUAACCUCUGCUCUUGGUAGAACUACUCAGAAGUUCACUUUCAUUCGCAUGGCAGCUCCUAUAUUGGAAAUACCAUAAUGUAAAUGAAUCUUGUUUUUUCCUUAUUAAACCUUCAUCUCUGGACCAUGAAUCUUAAAGGAUCUACGUGGAUUGUUGCCUACUUUGAAAGGAUUUAGAAAUUGGUUUUGCCUGGACUACUGCGUGGGCCUGCAGCGGUGGCUAGCGGUGGUGGUUGCAGCGGUGGUGGUUGCAGCGGCGGCGGCGGUGGGCGGAUCUUACCACCUUCAAACACAAGGAUAAUUUUACAAACGCUUGCGCCACCAUGAGGAUAUCCACCACCUCCUGUCUUUGUCCCUUUCUGGUUUGCCUCUGCUUCAUCCAGAGGUGUUACGGGGCGAGCCACCAUGUGCCCGCCAAGGUACCCUCCAAGAACCAGACCAAACUGGCCAAUGGGGAAACGGAGGUGCAUCACAGGCCAAAACGUGGCUGGAUCUGGAACCAAUUCUUUGUUUUAGAAGAACACAUGGGACCAGAUGCUCAAUAUGUGGGAAAGCUUCACUCAAACUCAGAUAAAGGCGAUGGAUCCGUCAGGUACAUUCUGAGCGGAGAAGGAGCUGGAACUAUAUUUAUCAUUGAUGAAGUGACAGGAGAUAUUCAUGCCACAAAGAGCCUGGAUCGGGAAAGGAAAACGCAUUAUGUCCUGCAUGCACAAGCCUUGGACCGCAACACAGAAGAGGCCCUGGAACCAAAGUCGGAAUUUAUCAUCAAAGUACAAGACAUCAACGACAAUGCACCCAAAUUUCCAGAUGGACCCUUUGUCGCUUCGGUGCCUGAGAUGUCUGAAUUGGGAACAUCGGUGUUACAAGUCACGGCGACCGACGCUGACGAUCCCACCUACGGAAACAGUGCCAGAAUAGUCUACAGUAUUCUACAAGGACAGCCAUAUUUCUCCGUUGACCCCAAAACAGGUGUGGUAUAA
This is a messenger RNA of Sphaeramia orbicularis (orbiculate cardinalfish), 1056 nucleotides long. RefSeq names its product cadherin-18-like. The record is from RefSeq and is a predicted model, not a curated record. The coding region runs from base 400 to 1056 and encodes 218 amino acids. The transcript has 4 exons. Gene Ontology annotation, molecular function: beta-catenin binding; cadherin binding; calcium ion binding. Gene Ontology annotation, biological process: cell migration; homophilic cell-cell adhesion; cell morphogenesis. Gene Ontology annotation, cellular component: adherens junction; catenin complex; plasma membrane. NCBI's taxonomy places the organism in Eukaryota, Metazoa, Chordata, Actinopteri, Kurtiformes, Apogonidae.